Messenger RNA from Oncorhynchus nerka (sockeye salmon), 10760 nucleotides. RefSeq names its product histone-lysine N-methyltransferase, H3 lysine-36 specific-like. Lineage: Eukaryota; Metazoa; Chordata; Actinopteri; Salmoniformes; Salmonidae. Gene Ontology annotation, cellular component: nucleus. Gene Ontology annotation, molecular function: protein binding; histone methyltransferase activity. The record is from RefSeq and is a predicted model, not a curated record.
GUCAGUGUGACUGUAGACCAGUGUUCUCUAGUGACUGAGGACUGAUAGGUUGAGAGAGUGCCCGGGCCCGAUGUGCUGUGAUCCGCGGCUUCGCAGACGGGGGGGUUGGGUGGCUGUGCGGAUUGGUUGCUCAGCUCUGCUCGCCAACACAGCCAGUCCGUCUAGCACGGUUUGUUUUAACAUAACUGGAGGGGCAUUUCGACAGCCCGCAAAACAACCAUGUAGUAAAAAUGAUAUUGUAAUUGCUAGGGACUAAGGUGGUGUACGCUACACUGACUUUUUAUGCACUAAAAUGGAAGGUUACAUUUUUCUUUGGUCUAUUGGUGACUGUUUUGGAAAGGCCGCCGCUGGUGAGAUAGGACAGGAGGUGAAGGGGAGAGAAUGAGAGCUGUUGGUCUUUCUUGGCCUAGUGCUGCUGCUACUGCUGGGAUUGUGCAGAUCCGCUUUCACAAAUCGAAAAAAACACACGCUUCAUGCCCCAAUCUGAAAGACCCGCAGUUGGUGUUAUUGUGACCGACCUCCAAAUGGAAGGAGCCAUGACAACAUGAAUUCUUCAUACAGACGGGCUGUUCGGGGCGGCUCAGCUUCAGCCACAUCUUAUAGCUCAGGCCAGCCAGAGCUGAGGCCCCCCAAUCGCCUCUCAGUUUCCACCACUUCGUAUAGAAACCAGUGCAACAGCAGCGCCAAGCGUGGCUCAACAGACCAACCUUCGACGGCCAUGCAACUGUCAACCUCUGCCCUCAAACAGGCACCUAGCUACGGGUAUAACCAAGCAGAGAGGGAGAGGCCCCACUGCUACAGUCCUCUGCUGAGGCUCCAGGACCUCUCCACUAUGGUACACAGACCUGGGUCUGAUCUGGGACCCGGGACCCAGCCCAAGGACCUCCAUGCCAGGAACCAUUUGCACUCUCACAGCCCAGUGGGAGGCUCUAGUUUUGGGGCUCCCCUGGCCCGACUGCCCCCCUCUACUGGUAACGAAGAGACAGAACCCUGCGAGGAUUCCAUACAGGAUCAGAACGGUUUCUCUCCUGUUAGUUCUGAUAGUUUGGAGCGCUGCUCCUCCAUCCCCAAUGGAUACCUGCAUUUCGAGUCCACCUUGUUUGACAGUGGGGACAGGGAGGAUGAGGAGGAUGAUUUGGUACCUUUUCAACAACACUCUUCUAAGUCCCCCAGAGACAGAACAGUCACAGACUCUAACACCACCUCUGGUUCAGGGGUAGGCCAUAACAGCACAUACAAACCCUCUGUUCUCAACCUGAUGUCUAAGAGUCUGUCUGAACUGGACCCUACUCUGAGCCCCAGUGCCCUGCCUGACAUGUCCAUGGGGGAUGGCUGGAGUAUGGACCAGGACUCGGACAGUGACAGUGACAGUGCGAUGACAGGAGACACACAUGACAAUGGUCUCAUCUCACCUGUUGGAACCAAUUCUAAUUCCAACAGCCCAAAGAAGAAGCCCCUCCCAGCAGUGCAGUACUUGGAGGGAGAUCUGGUCUGGGCCAAGUUCAACCGCCGCCCCUGGUGGCCCUGUAGAGUUACCAUAGAUCCUCUGGGGAUACACACACGCAUGAAAGUCCCCAGUCGUCGUCCUUGUCGUAUGUAUUACGUGGAGACUGUGUCGGAGAUGGCAGACCAUGCCUGGGUACCUGGGAAAGUUACCUACCCCUUCACAGGAGGAGAGCAGUUCACAGAUCUGCCUGUGCUGAGACGGAGAGGGAAACAGAGGGAAAAGGACUACAGAUACACAAUACCCAAGCGUCUGUUGGAGUCGUGGAAAGUCAGUGUGCUGGAAGCUGAGUUUCUCCUACCUGACCUGCUGAAGAAUACUGCUGUCUCUUCUUCCAUGGCCUUUAACGGUGAAGAGCGGGUGUCCUCCCCACUGCCUGAUGAAAAAACAUCCGAGGCCCCCUCUUGUUCCUCCUUUAACCUCACUGCACCCCCCUCCCUCAGCCCCCCCAACAGAAACAAACAUCCCCCUGCUGCCGACCUGGCCGUAGCGAACGACAGUAGCAGCAAAAAGAAACCCUGCCAGAAGAAGAAGAAGAAGAGGAAGGGUUUGGCGGAGAUCUUUGGUCAUAUAGCUGCAAGUCCCACAGAGUCAAUAAGCAUCCUAGACUUGGCCAACCAAAUGCCUGCUGCUGCAGCUGAUCCACUGAAAGAAGAAGAUCCCAAGGACUCUCCAUACGCAGACCUGGAUUCUGUACCAACCAUUGUGCGUCCCAAACGGUCUGAGAAACCUGCUAAAGAAGACACAGAGAAACCGUCUGAACCCUCACAAGAGGUAGAGAAAGGGGGCAAGAAGGAGCGGGCUACUCCUCCUGAAAAGACCAAAGACAGGCAUGUGGUCAUGGUGGUUCCUAGGCAUGUAGUUCCUAUAUCCUCAUCUCCAAGCAUUUUAGCAAACAAAUCUCUUUUAAAUUACAGAACUACAAAAAACACAAAUGUUUUACAGUCAAAACAGAAGUUGGGCAGCUCUUCUGAACUGACGAAUAAAAAUGAUCAUGAUAAGCAGUCUCUGCAUCUCCCUGCCAGCAGACGUCUGAUGACCAGGGCCCUGAAAGCAGAGAAGGAGACGGAACUCAAAGAGGCUCUGCUGGCCUCAAGCCAAAACUUGAGAGACGAUAGGCUUAAUGUGCAUUCUUCUGAUGAUGAUGAUGAUGAUGAUGAUGAUGUGAGCGAUAACGUUCAGAUCAGAACAGAGUCGUCUACUAGCAGGGAUUCUUCACCAGACAAAGCCAGAUCCUCUGCUAGUCACAGCUCUCCUAAAAAACAGCCCGAGUCUGAUUGGAAGCACCUCCACAACGGAUCAUGGAAAAACUCUGAAGAUGUGACUCCAGGGUCCAGUAAGCCUGUCAUACCCUCUAUUAAUGUCAAGGAAGAGAACAUUGUCUCAGACAUAUCCUCCUGUUCUUCCUCCACCUCCUCUCUCUCUCCCAUGGACACUUUCCAAGAUAUCAAGGAGCUGUCAUUCAAAUCCUUAGUGAAGGAGGAGAGAGACUCUGGGGACUCUAACACUAACUUUAAACCUGAGCCUAAUUACAAGUUCAGUACUUUCCUGAUGCUCCUGAAGGACAUGCAUGAUACCAGGGAGAAAGAGGGCAAGCCCCUGACCAUGCCUCCCUUGCCAGACCUCAUCAAGGAAGAACCCAUGGUAAUACCCACCGCCCAACCACCAGACAACCCCCUUAACGCUGCUGCUGGCGGGGACUGGACACCAACGGGGACCAAAAUCCAAAACGGCCAGCAUGCGAGCUCGCCAAUAACCAAGAGAACACCGGCCAAACCCAAGUCUAAAAAUAAACCCAUCAUAAAAAACGACACAUACAAACUUGAAGGGAAAACGGUGCUGGCUCAGAUGGUGGCGAACGCAGUAGAGAAGCAGCAACGGAGGAAGCCGAGGCCUCCAGCCAAACUCCGGGCCACCAUCGCUGGUCUCUCUCCCGAGAUGGCCGACCUAGCCUGGGGGAGGGAGUUUGUCUCUGGGCACGCUGACCUGGCUGAACCUGGCCUCGGCCCUCCUCUUCCUCCUGUCCCCUCCGCUGUUGACUCCUCAUCCUACCUCGACAAGAGCCCGGGUACCAAAGUGGCCCCUAAGAAGCGCUGGCAGACGUUUGCUCAGCAGGGGCCGGUGAAGCCAGGGAAGGAUCCAGGGGACCUGGGUGGGGUGGCCUCACCGCAGGGGCCUGUGGAGGUGAAUGGGAUCUACAGAGAUGGCCAGGGAGGGACACCAGACCGCAUCAGGUCCCAUGAUCUGAACCUGGGGAUGGAGAAGCAAGAUGACACAUCAGCACAUUCUGAAAACAAACGGCUGAGGAAACCCAGCAAAAGACUGCUGGAAUCUACAGAGGAGGAACAAUUCUUCUCCCCGAAGAAAAAACUAAAGAAACCUCUGGAAUCUUCCAAAACUCCUCUGAGCCCUUCCACAGUUCCAGGCCCAGCCCUGCUAACAUCCACCUCUACUCCCAGCCCCACCCCCACCCCUGGGCCUACCUCUGGGGAGCCAGCCAGCCCCACCCCUGGGCCUACCUCUGGGGAGCCAGCCAGCCCCACCCCUGGGCCUACCUCUGGGGAGCCAGCUAGUCCCACCCCUGGCCCUACCUCUGGGGAGCCAGCCAGCCCCACCCCUGGGCCUACCUCUGGGGAGCCAGCGAUCACCACCCUUGGAUCUACCUCUGGAGAGCCAACCAUCACGACCCCUGACCCUAACUCUGGAGAGCUAGCCAGCACCAAGGCCCUAGCAGGGCUGAAACAGAGUCUGUCUCAAGAUGUCCUCCACCGUGUUAUAAAAUCAUUAUCCAAACAAUCCUCAGCAGUGACCUCUUUCUCUACUGAAUCAACAUCAUCAGAUGUGACAAACCCUCCUCUGCCCUCUGCCCCAGUAUCCCUGGAGAGGAAGAGGCCAAGGAAGCCAUCUCACAAGGUCCUGGAAUGCACCAUAGAAGAAGUGUCACUCAGUCCUCCAAAGAAGAAGGAGUUGAAGAAGCAGAGUGGACAGACAGAGGAGAAGACAGAAGUCGGGGACACUCAGGUAAAGUCUGUGAAGAAAGAAGUGCCUGUAUCCAGCGUGACACCUCCAGAGAGCAUGGUUUCUCUGCAGGGCUCCUCUCCUGCCCGGCCCUCUAGCCCUACGGUGCUCCUCACCCCCAAGGAAGAGACCGAGAAGAUCAGUCCUGGGGUGGGAGGAGAGAGCCACACCAACGGAGAGAGAUCACCCAAACCUGAGGUGUUCUCUCCUGGUCUGAAUGACAGUUUCUCCCUACCUGGUGAAGGGUCCCUGGUCUCCAGCACUAAGAAGAACACAGCAGAGAAAGGAGGAGCUGCGUCCAUGAAGGAGAAUGUCUGUCAGGUGUGUGAGAGGACAGGUGAGCUGCUGCUGUGUGAGGGCCAGUGCUGUGGGGCGUUCCACCUGCAGUGUAUCAGCCUAUCAGAAGCCCCCAGAGGGAAGUUUAUCUGUAGUGAAUGCACUAUAGGGAUCCACACGUGCUUUGUGUGUAAGAAGUCUGGCGACGGUGUGAAGAGGUGCAUGGUGCCUGUGUGUGGGAAGUUCUACCACGACGAGUGCAUCCUGAAACACACACCCACCCAGCCCCAGAAUAAAGGGGUUCGCUGCUCCCUCCACGUCUGUCUGUCCUGCCACAUCACCAACCCCCUCAACUCCUGCACUUCUAAAAGUCGUCUGACCCGCUGCGUGCGUUGCCCUGUGGCGUACCACGCUAAUGACUACUGUAUGGCGGCGGGCAGCGUAGUCCUGGCCAACAACAGCUUCCUGUGUCCCAACCACUUCAUUCCCCGCAAGAACUACAAGAACCAUGAACACAUCAACGUCAGCUGGUGCUUUGUCUGCUCAGAAGGGGGCAGUCUGUUGUGCUGCGAGUCUUGUCCUGCUGCCUUCCACCAAGAGUGUCUGAACAUCGAGAUGCCCGAGGGGAGCUGGUUCUGCAACGACUGCAAGGCCGGGAAGAAACCACACUUCAAGGACAUCCUCUGGGUUAAAGUGGGAAGAUACAAGUGGUGGCCUGCGGAGGUGUGUCUUCCUAAGAACGUCCCAGAGAACAUCCUCCGUAUGAAACACGAGGUGGGGGAGUUCCCCGUUCAGUUCUUUGGUUCUAAGGACUAUGCCUGGACCUACCAGGCCCGAGUCUUCCCUUACAUGGAGGGAGAUGCCAACAACAAGGACAAGAUGGGGAAGGGUUGUGACGCCAUCUACAAGAAAGCUCUGAAUGAAGCUGCUGAGCGGUUCAAAGCUCUUCAGGAUGAGAAGGAGAUGAGACAGCUUCAGGAGGACAGGAGGAACGACAAGAAACCUCCUCCCUACAGACACAUCAAGGUGAACCGACCAAUCGGCAAGGUCCAGAUCAUCACGGCGGACCUAUCGGAGGUGCCGCGCUGUAACUGCAAGGCGUCUGAUGAGAACCCAUGUGGCAUGGACUCAGAGUGUAUCAACCGCAUGUUGAUGUAUGAGUGCCACCCUCAGGUGUGUUUGGCAGGGGAGAGGUGUCUGAACCAGAGUUACACCAAGAGACAGUACACCCAGGUGGAGAUCUUCAGAACCUUGUCACGAGGCUGGGGGCUACGGGGCGUCUCCGACAUCAAGAAGGGUGCAUUUGUGAAUGAGUACGUGGGGGAGGUGAUAGACGAGGAGGAGUGCAGAGCCAGGAUCAAACAUGCUCAAGAGAACGACAUCUGUAACUUCUACAUGCUCACUCUGGACAAGGACCGGAUUAUAGAUGCUGGACCCAAGGGGAACCAGGCAAGGUUCAUGAAUCACUGCUGCCAGCCCAACUGUGAGACCCAGAAGUGGACGGUAAACGGAGACACCAGGGUGGGGCUCUUUGCCCUGGAGGACAUCCCCAAAGGUGUGGAGUUGACCUUCAACUACAACCUGGAGUGUCUUGGUAACGGGAAGACAGUAUGUAAAUGUGGAGCGUCCAACUGCUCUGGGUUCCUGGGGGUUCGACCGAAGAACCAGCCAUCUAAAGCACGGGAAGGAAGGGAACUAAAAGAGGGCAAGAAGAAGGUUCUGGUGAAGAGGAAGCCUCAGCAGGAGGUGACGAAGGAGAGGGAGGACGAGUGUUUCAGCUGUGGGGACGGAGGACAGAUCGUGUCCUGUAAGAAGACAGGAUGUCCCAAGGUCUACCACGCAGACUGUCUCAACCUGGCCAAGAGACCUGCAGGCCGUUGGGAGUGCCCCUGGCACCAGUGUGACAUCUGCGGUCAUGAGGCAGCCUCCUUCUGUGAGAUGUGUCCCAGCUCCUUCUGCACGCAGCACCGUGAGGGCUUGCUCUUCAUCUCUAAGAUAGACGGGCGGCUCGCCUGCAACGAUCACGACCCCUGUGGACCCGAGCCCCUUGAACCAGGGGAGAUCAGGGAGUAUGUACCUCCUGGGGGCAUGCCUGUCCCCCACCUCCUCACCCACCCCCAGGGUCAGGUCCCACCCAGGCCUGGUUCCACCACUGCUGGUUCUAUCCCCUCCACAGUUGCCCCAGGCCUGGCCCAGGACUCGCUACUGCCCCCUACAGGGAGCCUGUUCCUCAACACCUCCCAGACCUCCAACACUUUCUCAUACGGACCCCCUAGCAGUCCCUACAUGUCUGAUAGUCAAAUACUGCACUUCUCCCCUCCUUCUCCCCCCUCCUCCUACAAAGACGAGAAAGAGGAGGAGGAUGGAGAGCUGGAAGACGGACAGGUGGGUGGGAUAGAAGAGGACGCGGAGGAGGAAGAAGAGGAAGAAGAGGAGGAUGAGGAAGGUGAGGACGAGGAGGAAGAAGAGGCAAUGGAGGUAUUUGAGGAGGAGGAGGAGGAAGAAGAUGAGCAGUAUGAGGGCGGACUAGGAGAAGAGGAGGAGGAAGGGGGAGAUGUGUAUGAUACCUGGGGGGACUACAUGGAGGAGGAGCCAGACGAUGAGGGGGAGGUAGAGGGAGAGGAGGAGGAGUGGGGGAGGGUGGAGGACGAAGAGAAAUGAACUCCGUUUUCAUCCCUCCCCCUUGUCUUCCAUUCCUUCUUAGAUCUAUCCAUCUCUACGAAAAUACUGUUUCUAGCUCUCAUCUCACUAGAGUGACAUUCAGAUGGACAGACAAUGAGAGACAGAGAGAGAGAGAUUGUCCUGGUGGUACCAAGUGAAUUGCGAAGCUGCCUUUGUGUUCAUACUGCAUAGCCUUCCUAUCUCCAGCACAGCACAGCAUAGCACAGUGUGGACUGGACUGGACUAACGUUGUGUAAGGGAUAGGAAGUGGUGCUAAUGGGCUGGGAGGACUGCUCUGGUCAGCCUCUGGUCCUUCUGUUGAUAUGUUAUUAGUGUCUGCUCUGGUCGGCCUCUGGUCCUUCUGUUGAUAUGUUAUUAGUGUCUGCUCUGGUCGGCCUCUGGUCCUUCUGUUGAUAUGUUAUUAGUGUCUGCUCUGGUCGGCCUCUGGUCCUUCUGUUGAUAUGUUAUUAGUGUCUGCUCUGGUCGGCCUCUGGUCCUUCUGUUGAUAUGUGAUUUAGUGUCUGGUGCUGUUUUUCUUCCUCUCAAAAAAGUUGUUUACAUUUUUGUUCUUGCUUUUUUUUUUUUUUUUACAAUUGGAAAACAAAACAGGAUGGGCAACCUCACUCAGCCACACCCUGCCUAGACCGGCCAUGUUGCUAAAUACAAAAUUCAUGUUAUUCAGUCAUUUCAUCCACACUGCUUACACACGGCAACUAACCUCUUUGAUUCCUAACUCUAAAAUAGAACUUGGUUAUAUUUGAGACACUCGAUGCGCUCCAAGUCCCACAUCUCUCAUAUCCUUUUUGGUUUUCAUGAAGAUACAACCCAACAUGGUUGCUUGAAAGGAGAAACCUGGAGAUAUUAAUCAAAGACAGCUAGGUUUCCCUUUUUUUAUCUGUGGAUUAUUGGUUGGAAUGGAGCGACACACAGCUAACAAUGGGACCACAUGCAUGGGCUCCCGAGUGGUGCAGCGGUCUGAGGCACUGCAUCUCAGUGCAAGAGGCGUCACUACAGACACCCUGGUGCAGCGGUCUGAGGCACUGCAUCUCAGUGCAAGAGGCGUCACUACAGACACCCUGGUGCAGAGGUCUAAGGCACUGCAUCUCAGUGCUAGAGGCGUCACUACAGACACCCUGGUGCAGCGGUCUAAGGCACUGCAUCUCAGUGCUAGAGGCGUCACUACAGACACCCUGGUGCAGCGGUCUGAGGCACUGCAUCUCAGUGCAAGAGGCGUCACUACAGUCCCUGGUUCCAAUCCAGUCUGUAUCACAUCCAGCCGUGAUUGGGAGUCCCAUAGGGCGGCGCACAAUUGGCCCAGCAUCGUCCGGGUUCGGCCGGUGUAGGCCAUCAUUGUAAAUAAGAAUUUGUUCUUAAUUGACUUGCCUAGUUAAAUAAAGGUUUCAUUUUCUUUUUCUUUUUUACAAAAUGAUCAGGUAAAAUAACAACCCACUGUUCAUCUCCCAGGACAAACCGCUAACAACAGCUAUCUAGCUUAUUGUCCAUGACUGUUCAUCUCCCAGGACAAACCGCUAACAGCUAUCUAGCUUAUUGUCCAUGAAUGUUUCGUGUGUGUUUCAACCUGGCCCCAAAUGAAUAUAGUUGGAUCACAGUUGGUUUUGUUAUUUUAACCUGUGUGUCAUGGCGUCUAGUUCGAAUAGACAAAAUCAACACGCGCAGGGUCAGUGUAGCCAUGGCGUUAGAUUUAGGAGCUCGACCAGUUAUCAAGAAUAAUCAACGAUAUGCUCUCAAUGAUCACUGAUUUUAAAAAGCCAUAACCAACUACUGGUUUGGACUUAUAACAUUGUUACAAAUCAACCCAAUGUUGAAAUCUAAAGUGUAUCUCUCGUGAACGGUGAAGAAAACCCCUUUUGUCUACUGCAAAAGAUUGUUUAUAAAAUCACAGAUUGUUUGUUCAUUACAUUAAGAUGUUUAUGGCUGGACAAACAGAAACAUUCCAAGAGUUCAGAACAUCACUCCUGUUAGUUGUGCGCACAUCAAUGUUUUGACCUUCAUUUAUGGCUUGUGUUACUGUUCCAUCCACAGAAUUAGAAGGAAAUGAAACACAUUCUAGUUCUAUGAUUCCAUCAUUAAAGGUCAUUCAACAGUCACAUCUGGCAGGAGAAUGUCUAUUGUCUGUUUGGGAGCUGACACAAUGUAUAUUUUGAGUGAAAGUGAUGUAUGUUUGAGUGCACGCACGUGUCUGCUGUUAUAGAAUCAAGCAAUACUAGUCAUGUAUUAACUCAUGGCCUAAAGAACAGUGCUUUUAGACUUUUUAAAGUAGAGUUUUAUACCUCUGAAUUGAGUGUUGUGGUGCUGUAAACAUUUGAACAAAAAACCCUUAGUAUAGACUCUUCAUCGUCUGGCUGGAAGGCUGGUUGCUUGCAUCACUAAAAGUCAGUUAACUGAAGAGCCAAGCAGAAUGUCUCAUGUUCUCUGUCAUAACUAAUGUUGAUUCAUCGGGCAGCUUUUCCAACAGGGUGGUUUAUCCAUCACUCUGAAGCUGUGACGUGUCCUGAAACCUCUGUACAUUUUAGAAAGGUUGUUCUGAGACCUUCAGUUCAUAACUUUUGUGUAAUGUUCUGCUGUAUAUGUUCUGCAUUCAAACAUGUAGCAGCACACUUCCAACGCACAAAACACACGGGUCCAUUUUAUUUGGUUGCUGGUAAUGUUAAAUUCCAUGAAAUAACAAUCCUUCCCAUGAGUCUCAUCCAACGUUUUUGAAAUAAGAACAAUUUGCUACAUUUUCAUGAAUUUUAGAAUUGGUUAAAUUGAUGUUUAGAAUUAGAAUGUCAACUAUGAGAAUCACUGGACAAUUGGCCUUACAAUAUAUAAUAUUCAGCCUUUUAAAACAAUCAACUGGGUCCAACACAUAUCAACUAAAUGAGAAAAUGAUGUACUGAAUUCCCAAACAGAAGCACUACCAUUUUUACAUGGCUUGCCCAUCAAUGUGUCAACACCAAAUCUUUCUGCCUCACCCUUGACCAUCUGAGGCAGAUAAAUAGAUGGUUUUUUUGUUGGCUAGUUUUGUAUUUCUCAAACCAAUAUUAUCUUUUUUUCUAAUGUUUUUAUUUUUUUUCCAUUGUGUGUUUUGUGAUGAUGUUUAUGCCAACAGGUCUACUUCGAAGAGUUCUCUGGCCCCUCCUGUUUUUUUUUAGAGAACUGAAACACAACCAUAGAUUUUCUGAAGAAACGGGGGAUAUGUUUAUUGAUGCCAUAUAGAGAAGACUCAUGAAAUGAACUGAACUGUACUGUACUCCUUUGUGUAUAAUAAAUAUUAUAAGUAAAGUUUUACAAUAGAAAA